This is a messenger RNA of Solanum verrucosum, 576 nucleotides long. RefSeq names its product ethylene-responsive transcription factor 12. Gene Ontology annotation, molecular function: DNA-binding transcription factor activity; DNA binding. The record is from RefSeq and is a predicted model, not a curated record. Gene Ontology annotation, biological process: regulation of DNA-templated transcription. Lineage: Eukaryota; Viridiplantae; Streptophyta; Magnoliopsida; Solanales; Solanaceae. Bases 7 to 471 code for a protein of 154 amino acids. The transcript has a single exon.
AUUUCCAUGGCUUCAACUCGCGAGGGUCACUACAGAGGAGUGAGAAAGCGUCCCUGGGGCCGUUACGCCGCAGAGAUUCGCGACCCAUGGAAGAAAACACGUGUUUGGUUAGGCACUUUCGACACUCCCGAAGAAGCUGCACUCGCUUACGACGGCGCCGCCCGUUCACUCCGCGGCGCUAAAGCCAAAACCAACUUCCCUCCUCCUCCUCCUCCUCCUCCGCCGCCUUCUUCCGUUCCUCUUCCAAUCGACCUCAACCUUCCAUCUGAUCACCGGUGGACUUCGCCCUCCGGACGUAGACUCAUGAUUGGGGAGUUUCUACAAGUAGGUCCGCCGCCGGAAGUGAACUUGCCGGUCACCGGCGCCGCGCCGGCGAAGGAAAAUGACGGUGGAGCUGCGGCUAUGUAUUUUGGGUUCGUGAGACGUGGGUUGCCUAUUGACUUGAACGAACCGCCGCCGUUGUGGAUGUGAGGCGGCAGCGGAUAAUUAAUGACUUGGUAAAAUUACUUUUUCGUUUUUUUCUUUUUUGUCAUUCUCUCUAUUUUCAAGCUUUUGGGAGAAAGGUAAUUCCUAUGA